CCGUCGCUGUUCACGUGCCGGCGUCGCAGCGUGUUUAUUCCUCUCGGAUAUCGCGCUGUCAAUUAUUUCGAAAAAUAUUGUUACAGAACGAGAGUCGAGACGCGGUAUAAUCUGUAUGAAUAAAAUAUACAUCCGACAUUAUCGAGUGUGAGAGAUUGACUUCUCUGUAAAGCGUGAUAAGAGAAACGGUCAAAACGUUGAUGAAACCAUUUCUGUAAACACGAGACGACUAUUUUCGUUAAUUUAUUCCGAUAGAACGGGGACUAAACUUGUUGUGUAUUGUAAAUCCUUCCUGGAGCUUGAAGAGAAAUGUAAGCUGCGCGAGGAAGGAAGAACUGCUCCUGCAACCGCAUCUGAUCGAUUGGCUCUCGGCUGCUCAAGUAUAUACCCUCAGCCAAUUUGUCCUCCGGACGAAAGAAAUUCGCUUGCGGAGAUGAGGAGACAAUCGUAUUCGUCCAGCAUGAGCAUCGGGAGUUCGAGCGGCGCCGGCGAGCCUCUGAUCGUCGUCGAGGAGAGCCUCCUGGGGGAAGAGGAGGCUGAACGGCGAAGAACCGAAUCUCCGCCCCGCUGUGUGGACCCGGAUUCUCCCUCUCUCAACCCUUAUCUUCUCUCGCCCUGGCGAGAGACGCGGAAACAUUCCCUUCCCACGCCCCAGUGCACUUCGGGUAUCACCGCGUCGCAGGUCCGGCGGCUCAGCGAACGCGGAGAAGGUUCCGGACCGACGCCCCGGGAAGCGGCCUUCCUGGCGACGCUGUCUCAGGCCCCGACACCACAGCCGGGGGGCCGUCGACACUCGGUCGUGACGAUAUCGAGGGUGCCGCCGACUCUUUUCGGCCGGAACCGGCGCGAGUCCAUCGCGGCAUUUCCCAUGGGAGCCCCGAGGAUCCUUCCGAGCAGACGGGACUCGUCUUCGAGCAUCGGUCUGCCACCCAGCAACAGCGGAAGCACGCACAAUCUCCAGUUGGACAUCAUGGACGACAUCGCGGAGAUAAAGGCGAAGAAAGUGCGCAUGAAGAUGUGGAAAACGCCGUCCCACGAACGAGUCUGCGAGGUUCAGCCACUGGAAGGAAACGUCGCGGCACAAAGAUACACGCAGCAGCAGCAACAGCGGAGAUAUUCGGACUUCUCGAUCGCUGGAGCGCUGCCCCCGGCGACGGGUUCGAUCCGUCGUCGAGCCUCGGAGAUGCCGAAGCUGCCGUCUGGGGCGGCGGGGGUGGCGGGAGCCUCGACGCCGGUGUCGGGGGUGUCGGGGGCGGCGGGAAUCGUCUGCUCCAACACGGACCUGAUCUCGAUUCUGAGCUCGCUGACGUCCUCGGCGACGGAGAUAAACCGCUGCGGCCUGGACCAGGAUGCUGGCUCGAAGCCGGACCCGGGCGCGAAGAGCGCUGAUCAUCAGCAGCGGCGGGGACGGCUGGUCGACUUCCGGUCGAACAGCUUCGACGUCUCGAUCCUCCACGGGACCGGAAACAAGCCUCAGGGUGCGACGUCGCCCCGGAACCCGUCGGCGCCGUCGAGCUGGUUCGUAAAGCGGCACCAGCCGAUGUCGAAGAAGCAAAAGGGCGAGGAGGCCGCACCGACCGCCGUAACCUUCCGCGACGAACGAUCGACCGUCGUAAAGAUCUUCGACCCCCUCGCGAAACCGGCGAAACUAUCGCCGACGCCGGAAGUCGCCGCGAAUCCAACCCCCGAAUCUACCAGGCACAAGGUCGUCUGGGACGACAAGAGCGGAACCAAGGUCGACGCCCAGGUACUCGGGAGCGCGAUAGAGGACUUCCUCACCGCUCAACGGGGGCCCGAUCCGAGCCCCGAAACACCGACUUCCGGCCCCUCGAAAUCGGCCGGGGUUUCGCCCAGCAAACCGAGGUCCAGUCCCAGCAAGGUCGCCACUUGGUUCUCAGGCGCCAAUUCCAAGGAGGAGGAACAGACCGAGAACUGCGAACCUUCCCUCUGCUCUACCCUCAAGGACCUCUUCGUUAAGUAGAUCGCUCGUUGAUCCACCUCGUACCUGGCGAUUAAUAAUUUCUUAUCGCUCGGGUUUUUAUGUCCUAGUUUGAAGCAAGGUGCAGUUUGAAAGAGGACUUACGUGUACUCGGGAGAGAGAAUUUAUUUGCCGAUCGAAUGAUCUCGCAUCGUUUUACGAUCUGAUCGCAACUCAUCGACGGCUGUUGAUCCUUUGGGACUUUUUUUUUAUUCCGUUACCUUGCGGACUGUGCGCUAUACCGGUAGCUUAAACAUUGGUGGAAAACAAAUUCGAACUACGAACUACGUGGAAUUUAGUCGAUGCGAUGGUUAAAGUCACGUCGAGUCUUUCGGCUUUUGAAGAAAUUGACGGUUUCGAUGAGAUGUAAAAUUCGACGGGAAUUAACGAACGUAAUAUUUGAGGAAUCAUCUGCGUAAACCUGCUUGUUAAAAGAAAAACGCAGUCAACGGAUAUGUAAUUAUAAUUUGAAAAAAUUUAUUUUAAUUGAUUGAAAUUAUUUUUAUUCGCCAGGUUUAAGAAUAAUGCCGCGGUGGAAGAGCCGGUUUUUGAUUUGAUUCGCGCGCCUGUUCGUCGUGAGAUAAUUUAAGGAAGUAGGAAAAAUUGUUCUGGAUAAUUUAAAAUGAGGUAGCAUCUGAAGUAAAGCGAUUAAGGUCAACAGGUCGUUAAUAAAAUAAUUGCAUUUAACGAGAGCUACUCUUCUCUGAGGAAAAUGUAACAGCUCUGCCUUUACGACGUUAUUUUUGCUCCAGCACUGAAUGGGAAAAGAAAUUCGAAGAAUAAAGGAAACAAAAAAUUAACUAGAAUAUGAUGCGUAAGUAUAAUUUAAUACCUACGGAUAAUGAUAAUCAAUAUUUUUGGUCCUGUGCUACUCGAAGAGUAAGUGAAAAAUAUAGGUAAAUGAAUUAAAAAUGGAAAACAAUCAAUCAUGAUGUGAAUUUCAAAACGUCAUCUAUUUAAACAGAAUUCGCACAGGAUGCAAUGCAGUAAGAAAAAAUAUAAUUUUCGUCGUAUAAAUCGGAUAUCUAUAAAUCGUAUAAAUUCGAUGUUUAUACAAAUAAUCAGUAACAAUAUAUUAACGCACGGAAUAACGUGCAUAAAUAAAUAACUAUAUGGUGAAAGGUACAAGCGUAUAUGUAAUUUCCUUUGCUGGUCAAAGGAUGUAGUGAAUAUAUACAUACACGUACCGUUAUACGUGUAUGUAUAUUCUAUAUACCUACCGCACGAUAGGUAGGAUUGUAAAUAUGAGGAUGAUAUUAUGGAUGUGUAACAGUUCUUGAAUGUUUCAACCAACUUCGUAUAAUGUUAUACCUCACCCAAUAUUGUAUAUCAUAACGUAAACUCAUGUGACUUAAAUAACCGGUAAUUUUACAUGGCAGAUACAUGUAUAGGUAUUAAUACGAUGCACUGGAAGCAGGCCAAUUGUAAGUGUGCGCGGAUUCCGAGACGAUAAGAUAGUAGAAAAUACACGAUAUCGAACAGAGAGAACGAGGAUAAAUCAAAUUUCAUUUCACUCGCCGUGUCCGACACUGAAUCGUAUCGGAUGAAAUCGAUAAAAUAUCGUCCAAUGAAAUAAAAACCUUUGAUCGAUUUCCCAUUCACUGGCAAUUCCACACACGAUAAUGCGAAAAUAUUUCUAGCGCGUGAUUUAAUUGAAAUUUGGUGCAUCGCAUAUUUACACGUAGACACGUUUAGUACCGGAAGUAAAGCAAGGACCAUUCCUAACAGUAGAUUAUACAUGAUAAAUUUAUAGAUACAACAUAUAUAGACAAUCGUAUUACGAGGAUUUAAAACGUGUCAUUUUAUGUACCCAUACUAUAAAUGUACAUUACAAAUUGUGGGUGAGUAUUGUACGAUCAAUCAUUAGUACCUAUUUAAAUAUAUAGAUACGCGUAUUACUAUCGGUAUAUCGACUAUUCAUGUGUCUUAACUUCUUGUUUUGGAAUACGUGUAUAAUAUUUGAAAUUGGCUAACACAUCUUUGUGUAUGUUCAUAUUUAGCGAUAAUUUGUAUAGAUUUAUAUACACAUAAAUAUGAGAUAAAUAUGAUAUAUCAUUGAAUUAACGCAAUUAAUAUUAUAUACAUAUAUAUAUUUAUAUAUUUAUAUAGCACCAAGUGACCAAACUGAUAGGAGUUACAGAUGCGGUCGAGCUGAGUAAAUUAACCUGAAGAACGUGUUACCUCCGAAGUCGCAUUCGCCAGAUACGACCGGCUAAAAAAAAAUCCUACCA
This is a messenger RNA of Neodiprion fabricii, 4209 nucleotides long. RefSeq lists its product as uncharacterized. The transcript is spliced from 6 exons. The record is from RefSeq and is a predicted model, not a curated record. Lineage: Eukaryota; Metazoa; Arthropoda; Insecta; Hymenoptera; Diprionidae. Bases 434 to 1981 code for a protein of 515 amino acids.